Molecule: messenger RNA, 1376 nt
Organism: Neoarius graeffei (lesser salmon catfish)
Lineage: Eukaryota; Metazoa; Chordata; Actinopteri; Siluriformes; Ariidae
Gene: stmn2a
Product: stathmin 2a
Exons: 5
Coding region: 20-565 (181 amino acids)
Biological process (GO): microtubule depolymerization; neuron projection development; regulation of microtubule polymerization or depolymerization
Cellular component (GO): neuron projection; growth cone; cytoplasm
Molecular function (GO): tubulin binding
Source: RefSeq, a predicted model, not a curated record
CUUCACCCAAACCAGGACAAUGGACAAAAUCGCCGUGGCAUACAAAGAAAAGAUGAAGGAGCUGUCCAUGUUCUCGCUCAUAUGCUCCUGUUUUAACCCGAGGACACAGAAAAACCUGGAUUCCAAGACAGACUCAGACAUGGAGGUGAAGCCCAUAAAUAAACGGGCCUCAGGUCAGGCCUUCGAGGUGAUCCUGAAGCCCCCCUCUCCAGUGUCAGAUGUGGCGCACAGUAUCACAUCCCCUCCCAAGAAGAGGGACAUCUCUCUGGAAGACAUUCAGAAGAAACUGGAGGCUGCCGAAGACCGCAGGAAAUCUCAAGAGGCCCAAGUGCUGAAAUCUCUGGCUGAGAAACGGGAGCACGAGCGGGACGUGCUCUUCAAAGCCAUGGAGGAAAACAACAACUUUAGCAGGAUGGCUGAAGAAAAGCUCAUUUUAAAAAUGGAGCAAAACUCUGAGAACCGCAGGGCUCACCUGGCAGCCAUGUUGGAGCGCCUGCAUGAGAAGGAGCAACGCGCUGCUGUGGUUCGCAGAAACAAGGAGCUGAGAGAAGAACUCAUGGCAUGAAGGCAUCUUUUCCACACUUUUCCUCACUCCGCUCAUCAGCUCACUUAUCCUCCUGUUACACACACACACACACACACACACACACACACACACACACACACACACACACACACACACACACACACACACACAGAGUCAGUACUAUAGUCUAGCAAGUAACAUUCUCCUAUACCGUUUAAAUGGUCUGGCUUGAUUUCAUAGAUUAUGACAGAUUAUUUUGUAAAUAUAUCAUAUAACUUUUAGAUUAAACAAUACCACACGCCAAAUGUAUGUCAAAUGUAUCAAACUUAUCAAUGACACAGCAUCAUUAUUAAUUUAUUUAUCGAAGUAUUUGAGACUAAUUCUUUUUGAUUAGCGAUAUCAUUUGUUUAUUUAUUCAGUUGGAAGAUUCUGGAGUUCUGGACUAAAUGAUGGUUGGUCUUAUUGUGACGAACACAAACAGACACACUGGGACACUCUCAGCACACACACACACACACACACACACACACACACACACACACAAAUAUACAACAAACCGUACAGUGUAUUUAUGCUUAUAUACAAUAUAAUCAUGACAUUGCACUUCUUCCAUCUACUGAAUGAAACAACCUUGUUCAAGCUUAACACGUUCUCCUGAGCCAACUCCUGGACUUAAUCUUAAAAUGCAAAAUGUUCCGUCUCUUUACAUGCCGUUUUUAUAUUACUCCUAAGAGCAUGUUUUUUUCUCACUUUGACUUCCCCACCUAGUGUUGACACUGGCUUUCAUUUUCUGAACACCGACACACUUGAUUUAGCUUUUUUUUUUCCAGCAGGACACUCCAUCAUCUCA